AUGUUUGCCAUCUACGAAGACCACGACGGAGGAAUGGAACACUCCAAUGAGUUCGACUGGCCACUUUGUGAUGCCAUCCCCGUCAUGGAAUUUUCCGGGGUCUGUCUAUCGGACGAAAUCGUCUGGAAGGUCCGUACAAUUACCCAUGGCGUCAAACCUCGACUAUGGCCCAAGAAAUGGCCAAGAGACUUUAACUCUGCCGGCGAUAUCGUGCCUGACCCUCAUCCAGUUGCUCGGCACUGCAAUUUCCAUUCGAGCCGCUGGAAUCGGAUUUCCUCCCAUCUACCAUUCAACCGACAUUCUCUGCGGCGAGACACCUGGCUACUGGACUUCUCAGAUUCGACAGAGAGAAUAUCAGAUAAGAAAACAAAGGAAGUUCGAGGGAACCGCAUCCAGGAUCAUACCGAAUCACUGGUCCGACGGCAAAGUUGCCUGGGAGCGCACAUGAGUAUGCUUCGCAGACACCGGCUGCAUAUUUGCAUUGCGCUUACUUUCCGAGAGAGCACCAAUUAUAUCCUCCGAUUUGGACGCGCAUGGCGAGAUACGCUGGACGCGAGGCCGCAGACCGUCUACUGUCAUCGUCACACAAAACAACGUCCAUUGCCUACUCUUGACGGGACAUAUACCGAGGUGGCUUCCUGUCCAAACGUCCGGCGUGAAGCCGCUAUGAAAGUUGGCAUACGGAAGAUAGAAGCGGAACACACAACGGCAUUCUUGUUCACUGCCACAUGCGCGAAGCAUUAUCUGCUCAUGAUCCAGAGGUCGAAUAACCCAAUCAUGGCGAAGUACUUGCAAACCAUCAAGUUCGAAGAGAAUAAUGCACUUCCUCGCCAAAUAACAGACAAGGCAGCAAACAGAGAUGCGGCAACUAGUGGCAUGCAACACACGAAUACAGCCAUGUGCAUGCUGGUUGCGCUCACUGCGCACGAAGAGUCAUUCAUUUCCGUGAUGGAGAUAUUCAACGAGACGUGUAUAGAGCUUGUGGUCUGGACACGUCACAGAUUUCUUCGGAAGGACAUCCCAGCUGUGCUCAUAACAUCUCCACAUGACCCUUUUCUCCGCGAUAACCAGGGAAUGUCAGCAACGAGGCUGUAUUCCGAUGAAAAGUUAGGCUCCCUCCCCCCCAGAUUGCUUGAGGGCACUGGAAGCCAUGAUGAGUGGCGAGAGAAGACAUUUGAUGUUAUCGUCCGCACAGAACUAAUGUGCCAUUUACAUUGGGAGACUAUGGAAUUCGCUCUGACUGUCGGCUUGUGGUGCAUCGUGACUGCAACCACCGCGCCACCCCCCCAAUCCCCACGCCAUCCACUGUUGUUUUUGCUGCAUGGGGUUUGGCAUAAUGAACUGGCUCUAUGA
Penicillium brevicompactum is the source of this 1353-nucleotide messenger RNA. RefSeq lists its product as uncharacterized. Lineage: Eukaryota; Fungi; Ascomycota; Eurotiomycetes; Eurotiales; Aspergillaceae. Bases 1 to 1353 code for a protein of 450 amino acids. The transcript has 2 exons. The record is from RefSeq and is a predicted model, not a curated record.